AUGACAUUCUCCAUCUUGGACAUCACAGCCGAGAAGGAUGGCGCCAAGUCCAGGGACAAAAAGUGGCCCUGGUAUGGAGCUCCACUCUAUGCGGCCGCCGCCUUUGCCCUCUUUUAUGCCGCCGUCCUGCCCAGCUUCCACAGCUAUCCAAAGAUGUUGUAUAUGAAGGACGAGGCCCAGCAUCCGGAUGAGUUCAUUGGCGAGCGGGCUAUGCGACAACUGGCGGAGUACUCUGCGAUUGGUAACAAGAUGAGCGGCUCCAUUAACAACGAAGUGCAUGUGGUGGAUUUCCUGCUUCGCGAAAUCCAAAAGAUUAAAGACGAGGCUCGAACGGAUCUGUAUGAUAUCGAGGUGGACAAGCAGUAUGCCUCUGGAGGCUUCUAUCUCUGGGACAUGACCAUUGCCUACAGGAACCUCUCCAAUGUGGUGGUGAAGAUCUCCCAGAAGAGUUCCAGUAACCCGAAUUAUCUGCUCCUAAACUCCCACUACGAUUCGGAAGCACAAACUCCUGCUGCCGGCGAUGAUGGUGUCAUGGUGGUAGUGAUGCUGGAAACCCUGCGAGUGAUCUCGCGUUCGGAAAAACCCCUAGCCCAUCCCGUGGUCUUCCUGUUCAAUGGUGCCGAAGAGGCCUGCAUGCUGGGCUCCCAUGGAUUCAUUACCCAACACAAAUGGGCCAAGAACUGCAAAGCCUUGAUCAACCUGGACUCCACUGGAGCUGGCGGACGUGAGGUUCUCUUUCAGACAGGACCCAAUCAUCCUUGGCUGGCCAAGUACUACCAUCAGAAUGUGCCCCAUCCCUAUGCCCAAACCCUGGCCGAAGAGCUUUUCCAGAACAACUUUAUUCCCUCGGACACAGACUUCCGUGUGUUCCGCGAUUAUGGCGGUGUUCCCGGCCUGGAUAUGGCCAGUGUGAUGAAUGGAUAUGUUUACCACACCAAAUUCGACAAUUUCCGGAAUGUGGAGCGUGGCACAUACCAGUCGACGGGUGAGAACGUAUUGCCCCUGGUGUGGGCUUUGGCCAAUGCUCCAGAAUUGGAUGACACUGCCGCCCACGAGAAGGGUCAUACGGUAUACUUCGACUUCCUGGGCUGGUUCAUGCUGACCUACACGGAAUCUGUGAGCAUAGCCAUCAAUUGGGUUGUUUCCGUGGCGGCCUGCGUCUGCAUUGGCACCUCGGUUUGGAUCAUGACCCUGGACAAUGGUGCGGAUGCCCCAAAGGCGGUGUUCAUGCGAUUUGGCAUCAUCUUCCUGGUGCAGGCAGGCACCUUUCUGGUGGCCUGCGGCCUGACGAUUCUGGUGGCUGUCUUCAUGCAGGGCGUAGGAUUAGCCGAGUCCUGGUUCUAUGGCAAAUGGAUGGCAUUUGGUUUGUACUUUUGCACCCUGUACUUUGCCUUUGGACUGCUACCCUCGAUUUAUAUUGGAUAUACGAAGAGGAAGACAAACAUGAAGUUGAAUCAGACCAUUGCCUGUUUUAUGCACGCUCAUUGCAUCCUGUUGGCCUUGCUCUGCAUCAUCCUAACCAGCAUGGGCAUCCGCUCCAGCUACUUCCCCAUGGUGGCCAUCUUUUUCUACGCCAUUUCGGUGCUGGUGCAGAUUGUCCUCAAGCUGACGCUGAAGAAGAGCUACUUUGUGACGGUUCACUUGCUGUGCCAGAUCCUGCCCUUCUGUUUCUAUACCUAUAUCUGCUAUGCCACACUCGUGACUUUUGUGCCCAUGCAGGGUCGGGAUGGUCCCGAAAGCAGUCCCGAUAUCAUGGUCUCCGUGUUUGUCAUUGCAACUGGAAUCAAUUAUGCUGGUUUUGUGAUUCCCAUAAUGCACAAGUUCCGUAAGCCCAAGAUUAUCUUCUCCUCCUUCGGUGUGCUUACGAUCAUAUUCAUCAUAAUGGCUGCCACUUCGGCAGGCUUUCCGUUCGUGAAGGAAGUGGCACCCCAGCGGUAUUAUGUACUGCACACUUUGCGAACCUUCCACAAUCUGGAUGGUACCACCAAGCAGGACUCUGGUUACUAUAUUCAGCCAGUGGAUACUCGCAUCCACGAGCUGGAUGACACCACAUUCAAGAAUGUGGAGCCUGACAGUUGGACAGCGGCCACCUGUGCCGCCGAACCCUUCUGCGGUCUGCCCCUUUACAGUGGUCGUUGGAUCGAAUGGAAGGACUCUGCUCGUUGGAUCUAUAGCACGCCACCUGUACUACCGGUAGAGAUAGAUCUCAAACAACUAUCCAAGGAAACCCUGCCAAAUAACAAACUUCGCUUCGAGUACAGCUUAAAGUCUAGCGAUCGUGUUAUGAUUUACAUAGCUCCUUUCGAUAAUGUUAAAGUCACAAACUGGUCCUUUGACCGAACACCUCUGGAUGAGGGGCACAAGCCACCUUAUCUGAUCUAUUACAUUUAUUCGCUAAUGGAAGAGCCCUUUGAGUUUUGGGUGGAGAUUGAGCACGAGGAGAGCAAUACCAAUGGACCGUACUUCAAGCUGGUGGUCACCGAGCACUUUGAAUACCAUCCAGAGCACUACACCGAGGACUACAAGGAGUUCCUGGCCACUUUCCCUGACUGGACGUACACCACCGAUUGGUUCUCGGCCCUCGAGAGCUGGAUAGUCUAGGCUACGACGACGAUGAGAGUAUGGACUCUAUAAUUACCUU
Messenger RNA from Drosophila serrata, 2641 nucleotides. Its product is annotated as endoplasmic reticulum metallopeptidase 1. Gene Ontology annotation, molecular function: metalloexopeptidase activity. Gene Ontology annotation, biological process: proteolysis. NCBI's taxonomy places the organism in Eukaryota, Metazoa, Arthropoda, Insecta, Diptera, Drosophilidae. The record is from RefSeq and is a predicted model, not a curated record.